AUGAAGGUUGCAAUCAUCAUCUAUUCUUUAUAUGGACACGUUUAUGAGCUUGCCCUUGCCGAGAAGAAAGGCAUUGAAUCCGCUGGCGGACAAGCUGACAUUUAUCAAGUUCCUGAAACUCUUUCACCCGAGAUUCUUGCAAAGAUGCAUGCUCCACCCAAGCCCGAUGUUCCCGAAGCGUCGACUGAGACGUUGCAAGAAUAUGAUGCUUUCUUGUUUGGUAUUCCAACUAGGUAUGGUAAUUUCCCAGCUCAAUGGAAAGUGUUUUGGGAUAGAACAGGUAAAUUGUGGUCUCAAAAUGCCUUGAGAUAUAAAUAUGCUGGCGUGUUUGUGUCAACUGGAACACCGGGUGGUGGACAAGAAACUACGGUUAUUAAUAGUUUGAGUACAUUGACACACCAUGGUAUUAUUUAUGUUCCUUUUGGGUAUGGAGACCCCGAAAUGACUAAUUUGGAUAUUGUCCAUGGUGGUUCUCCAUGGGGUGCAGGAACAUUUGCUGGUGCCGAUGGGUCAAGAAAACCAAAUGAAUUGGAGUUGGGAAUAGCUAAACAACAAGGACAUGAUUUCUACCAAGUAGUCACCAGGGAACCCAGAAAAUAA
This is a messenger RNA of Lodderomyces elongisporus, 600 nucleotides long. Its product is annotated as flavodoxin-like fold protein. The record is from RefSeq and is a predicted model, not a curated record. The coding region runs from base 1 to 600 and encodes 199 amino acids. Gene Ontology annotation, cellular component: membrane. Gene Ontology annotation, molecular function: NAD(P)H dehydrogenase (quinone) activity; FMN binding. NCBI's taxonomy places the organism in Eukaryota, Fungi, Ascomycota, Pichiomycetes, Serinales, Debaryomycetaceae. The transcript has a single exon.